Messenger RNA from Pteropus alecto (black flying fox), 2445 nucleotides. It is a transcript of the gene PRKAG2, whose product is annotated as protein kinase AMP-activated non-catalytic subunit gamma 2. Bases 557 to 2266 code for a protein of 569 amino acids. The record is from RefSeq and is a predicted model, not a curated record. The transcript is spliced from 18 exons. NCBI's taxonomy places the organism in Eukaryota, Metazoa, Chordata, Mammalia, Chiroptera, Pteropodidae.
GGACGGCCCCCGUUCCAGGCUCCGGCUAGCUUAUUCUGCGGCCGAGGACGGCAUUUAUAUACGCGCCCAGGCGCGCCCGAGUUUCCGCUUCGGCACGGGCACCGGAGGCUCGUUUUCCAAAUCCCUGCUUUUAAUUGCACCUGCCUUGCAGAUCACCUCUGGGGACCUGUGGGAGGAGCCGACGGGGGUGGAAGAUGUUGCUUCGCUUUGCAAAAGGAAGAAAACUUUGUCACCCAGCUGGAGACCUCUGCCACGCGUGACCCGGAGAGAGACCGGAGCCAGGACAGCCUGUGGCUUUGAUUUGGCAUCUGUUGAGCCCGUAGGAGGGAGAGGGCACGAGCUUGGCGUUCGCACCGGCCGCCAUCCCUCCUGGGCGCCGGGCGGCGGCCCGCGGUACCUGCUCCACCCUCCCCGCGGAAGUCCCCACGCGGUGUCUUCAGGGGGCAGGACAGUAAUAACGAGCACGCGGCUCCAGGCCGACAGCAGGGGCCGGACUAGGGAGGAGGGGACCGUAUUCCAGGAACGAGUCACCCGGAAUUAACUUCUGGUUAAAGUUAUGGGAAGCGCGGCCAUGGACACCAAGAAGAAGAAGGAUGUUUGCAGCCCCGGCGGGAGCAACGGCAAGAAAAAUCCCAGCCAGAAGAGGCGACCGCUGCGAGUGCACAUUCCGGACCUGAGUUCCUUCGCCAUGCCCCUCCUGGAUGGAGAUCUGGAGAGUUCAGAAAAGCAUUCCUCUCGUAAGGUGGACAGCCCCUUCGGCUCGGGCAGCCCCUCCAAAGGAUUCUUCUCCAGAGGCCCCCAGCACCGGCCCUCCAGCCCCGUGUCUGCUCCCGUGAGGCCCAAGACCAGCCCCGGCUCCCCCAAAACCGUGUUCCCGUUCUCCUACCAGGAGUCCCCACCCCGGUCCCCUCGCCGCAUGAGCUUCAGUGGGAUCUUCCGCUCGUCGUCCAAAGAGUCGUCCCCCACCUCCAACGCGUCUACCUCGCCCGGGGGCAUCCGCUUCUUCUCCCGCUCCAGAAAAACCUCGGGCCUCUCAUCCUCACCGUCGACACCCACCCAAGUGACCAAGCAACACACGUUUCCUCUCGAAUCCUAUAAGCAUGAGCCUGAGCGACUGGAAAAUCGUAUCUAUGCCUCGUCUCCCCCUCCGGACACGGGCCAGAGGUUCUGCCCGUCUUCCUUUCAGAGUUCGUCGAGGCCGCCGUCGGCAUCACCGACACACUACACUCCCUCCAAAACCGUAAGUCUGGCUUCGCUCGCUGGCCCUGCAGACGCAGGGCUUCGAAAAAGGAUUCUCUUUCAUGACAGAGCUGUCGAAGACUCAGAAAGUGGCGUUUACAUGCGAUUCAUGAGGUCACACAAGUGUUACGACAUCGUCCCAACCAGUUCAAAGCUUGUCGUCUUUGAUACUACCUUACAAGUUAAGAAGGCCUUCUUCGCCUUAGUAGCCAACGGAGUCCGGGCGGCGCCUCUCUGGGAGAGCAAAAAGCAAAGCUUUGUAGGAAUGCUAACAAUUACAGAUUUCAUAAAUAUACUACAUAGAUACUAUAAAUCACCCAUGGUACAGAUUUAUGAAUUAGAGGAACAUAAGAUUGAAACAUGGAGAGAGCUUUAUUUACAAGAAACAUUUAAGCCUUUAGUGAAUAUCUCUCCAGAUGCAAGCCUCUUCGAUGCUGUAUACUCGUUGAUCAAAAAUAAAAUCCACAGAUUGCCAGUUAUUGACCCUAUCAGUGGGAAUGCACUUUAUAUACUUACCCACAAAAGAAUCCUCAAGUUCCUCCAGCUUUUUAUGUCCGACAUGCCAAAGCCUGCCUUCAUGAAGCAGAACCUGGGCGCCCUGGGCAUCGGCACGUACGACAACAUCGCCUUCAUACACCCGGACACGCCCAUCAUCAAGGCCCUGAACGUCUUCGUGGAGAGACGGGUGUCCGCCCUGCCUGUCGUGGACGAGUCAGGAAAAGUUGUAGAUAUUUAUUCCAAAUUCGAUGUAAUUAACCUCGCUGCUGAGAAAACAUACAAUAACCUAGACAUCACAGUGACCCAGGCGCUCCAGCACCGCUCACAGUAUUUCGAGGGCGUCGUGAAGUGCAGCAGGCUGGAACUGCUGGAGACCAUUGUGGACAGAAUAGUGAGGGCUGAGGUCCAUCGGCUGGUGGUGGUGAAUGACGCGGAUAGCAUCGUGGGAAUCAUUUCCCUGUCAGACAUUCUGCAGGCCCUGAUCCUCACACCUCCAGGUGCCAAACAAAAGGAGCCAGAAACCGAGUGACCGCUGGGAUGGAGAAGCCCUCGAGGGGAACUUGAAUGACGACUCCAGGUCACACUUUGCCUCGUGAACACUGACUGCGCUGGGGGAGAGGAAAAUGGCUAAGAAUGUAUAUCAGGGUUUAGUGAUGGGUAUUUUCUCCAGUGAUGUGGAAACUAAGCAUAAAAAAAAAAAAAAAAAAA